CUGCCGGGCCUGGCAGGCGACGGCGCAAGACACCGGGGGGGCGGUCGGGGGGCGCGGCGGGUGACGUGGGCGGCCGGGCCGGGCGGAGCGGGGAGCCCUCGCUGCCCCUUGCCGGCUUCCGCCGCGCCGCCCCGAGCCACCUGGGAGCCCCGCGGGAGGGUGGAGGCGGGCUGCCCGCCGCCCCGGUGCGUGCAGGAGAUCGGCCCGGGGGCGGGGAGCGCGGCUGUGCUGUGUUGGGGGGGAGGCCGGCGGACAGCAUGCGAACCGGUGGCGGCGGCGCUUCUCCCGGGCCCCCGGUUCCCUUCGCGGGGUUUCCGCCUGCCGGGCACUGGAGGUUUCAGUGGGGCUUGUUCAGGCGUGGGCUUGCGGCGGGCAGGGCCGGGCCGUCCCGUGAAGAGCCCGGCGGUGGUCGCUCGGGCCUUCCACCAGGAGCCGGUGGAACGGAGCUGGAGCCUGGCCUCUGCCUCGGGACUCGUUGGCCCCGGCCUGGUCACGGCACGCCAAACCGCGUGGCGGAGUGCGAGAUGCUGCGUUCGGCAGGGAAUCCCUGGAGGGCCACCUUGUGUUCACGGCGAUGCCCGUGUAAGAUAAGAAAUGAAAUACGUGAAAUGUGGUUUUAACAACUGGGGAUGCAAGGAUGGGGCGCAGAUGCUGUCGCCAGUCUUGAGAGGGGCGUAGUGUUGGAGAUCCCAGGUGAUAAUAUAAAAAAAAAAAAAAAAGGCAUAACUCAGUUUCUCAGAGCAGUGCAUCCCAUGCAUUCAGGAUUCUAUGCAGGAACAACAGCAUUUCUUAUCUGUCUGUUAACUUCAUGUUCUGGAAUUUUCAGAGAAGCGUGUUCAGAUGACAUGUUAUAAAUUGGGGUUUACUUUCUUGCGCUUGGUGUAAUUACUGACUCGUAGCUCAUCUUGUGGAGGACAGCAUACAGAUGGAGUGGCGUUACACGUACUGUUGGUGUACAAAAGUUCCGCGUGCACCGGUUGCUGCCCUGGAGUGGAUGUCUUAUCUCUGUGGUGUUGACUUCACUAGCUUCCAGUUUUUCUCAUGGUUGUGCUAGUGAAGGCAAACUCCGCGGGGGUCAGUGGUCAGACUGGAGCUUGUGUUGCACUGUGCUGUAAACCCAUAUGUUAUAAAGAAAUGGUAGACCUGAAGUGGCGUCUGUGUGGAAUUGGAGAAGGAAAUCACCACCUCGGAACUUGACAAAAAGCAGCUUCAUUUUUUCCUUCAUCUUUCAAAAAUUACUCGGCAGUAAUUUAGUUAAUUUAGCGUGAUAUGUUCAAAUCACAGAAAUUGUUAUCCUUUAGCGUGACUUUUAAGCAGUGAUUAAGGUGAUGUUUUUUGAAAUUCAUUCGUCUGUGCUUGUAUUGGGUUUGCAUGGCGUGGUUUUGGUAGCAGGGGAGCUACAGGAAUGGCUUCUGUGAGAAGCACUUAGAAGCUUUCCCCAUGGCUUUUACGAUGGAGCCAGCGCCAGUUGGCUCCAAGGCUGAUCCACUGCUGGCCAAGGCCAACCCAAAGCCCACCAGCAACAGUGGUAGUGCCUCUGGGAUAACGUAUUUAAGGAGGGGGGUGGGGGGGUGGAACCUGUGCAACAAAUUGCAGCCGGAGAGAUGAGUGAGAAUAUGCGAGGAGAACAACUCUGCAGACACUCAGGUCUGCGCAGGGGGCCAUGAGGUGCUCCAGGCACUGGAGCAGAGAUUUUCCAGCAGCCUGUGGUGAAGCCCACGGUGUGAGGUAGGCUGUCCACCCUCAGGCCGUGGAGGCCCACAGUGGAGCAGAUCCCCACCUGCAGCCGGAGAGGGCCCCCCACCAGAGCAGAGGGAUGCUCGAAGGAGGCUGUGACCCAUGGGCAGCCCACGCUGGAGUGGGCUCCUGGCAGGACCUGUGGUCCCGUGGAGAGAGGAACCCGGGCUGGAGCAGGUUUGCUGGCAGGACUUGUGAAACCGUGGGGACCCACACUGGAGCAGGCUGUGCCUGAGGGGCUGCACCCCACGGAAAGGACCCACGCUGGAGCAGUUGGUGAAGAACUGCAGCCUGUGGGAAGGACUCACACUGGAGAGGUUUGUGAAGGACACUUUCCCAUGGGAAGGCCCCCAUGCCGGAGCAGGGGAAGACUGUGAGGAGGAUGGAGCGACAGAGAUCAAGUGUUACAAACUGACCGCAAUCCCCAUUGUGGUGCUCAAGGGGGAGGAGAUAAAAAGAGCUGGGAGUGAAGCUGAGCUCAGAAAGAAGGGUGGAGGGAGAAGGUGCGUUUAGUUUUGUUGUUCUUUCUAUCCUACUCUGGUAUUUAUCAGCAAUAAAUAAAAUUAAUCUUUCCCAAGUAGAGUGUUUCGGAUGGUAAUUGGUGAGUGCUCUCCCUGUCCUUAUCUCAGCCUGCAAGAUUUUCAUCUUACUUUCUCCACUGUCUUGCUGGGGAAAGGGAGUGAGAGAGUGACUGGGUGGGUGUCUGAUCAGCCCUCCGCAAUGUCAAAACAGAACUGUGCGGUGCCUCCGUGUAGAUAUUUUCCCUUCCGAGGGUAAAAGGAUGAUGUUAGAAAAUGAGGUUUUUAAAUGAGUUUGGGAAGAUCAGAAGCGGAUAAUUCAACAGGUCUCAUUUGAAAUGCAGUAGUCACCUACUGAAUCAGUUGUGUGGAUAGAGUUAUUUGCUUAGGCUGAAGAUGUGUAAUACUAAUGAAUCCAUUGUGGUCAUGGCAAACUAAUAUUUGUUACUUCAAUCUAAAACAUUUCCUGGCAAAAAUAGAUUAUUCAUUGCGCAGUUAACCCUGGCUUCAUUGGGGUUAAAAUCUUAGGCAAAGGAGUCACCAAGGAGCAUGGCUGGAUCGGGUUGUUUAAAAUUCUUGAAUCUCUGGUACAUGGUGAAGUUGAAGAGCUAGAUUUAGAAAUCAUCGCUGUAUUGAGCAAGAAGACGGCAUGCUGGCACUGAGCUGUCUGUGGCUGCCCUUUCUUGUGGCAUCCUUGCCUGCACACAUUUGGUUCUGCGUGGUGUUUGUGGUUUGAUUCUUGAAUGGGGGGUGAUGGCAGGCAGAAGAAGCUGGCAGAUGUCUUUCCUUUGCAGUGCUGGCCAUUCUUGCGAAAGGACGAUGACAGUUACAGAGACUGACGUGGUGUCAUGAACCUCAGGAGAGGUUUUCUGAACUGAUAACGUAACUGUGAGUUUAGAUCAGUCCUUGGUGGUGGUAGUUCACCUUCCCGUACCCUUAAAUGGCUUUACUGCCAGUUCUGUGAAGCAGCAUUCUCUGCUUUUCCCUUUGUAAAUAAAUCAAAUAGGGAUAUUGCCCAAACAGCUUUCUUCAGGUGUUUCAGUGUGCAAUGCCUAAAACCCUGUGUUGCUCUUGGGAAUUGUCUCAUAUUAGACGCAGGUUUUUAACUUCCUAAGAUCAAGGACAGAAUCCAUGAACUGUUUCUUAAUGAUACCUAGAAAACACUGUGCUUUUUUAUAAGUUGACCAGAAAAGCAUGUCGGCCCUUUUUAAGAGAGACCAAUGCCUGUGAAAGCUAUGGUACUGACCCUGAAGUCCAAUUGGUGAAGGGAAUUCGCCAGGAAUUAAAAGGGAACAAGUGUUCAGUCUGUUCUGAAUAUACAGCAUUACAGGUGUGUUAAAUAGUGGAACUACAACAGAGAAACAGCCCCCCUGGUGACAAGCUGAGAUGGCACAUCAAAAUGCAGGAGUGGGGUUUUUUGCUCUCCUCCUGUGUGUCUUCUCCGAAGUAUCACACUGCGCUGUGGGAUCUGGAUGCACAGAGAUGCGUCACAGGGCUGGGAGGAGGUGAGUGGAAAUGUCAGGAAGCAGGAGGAUGCCCUGUCGCAGGUGGUGUCCCUUUCUUCAGAUAACUAGGUGUCCAAGAAAACUCGUCUUUUUUUUUUUAGGAAGCUUUUUGUUGCUCCUUUCAAAGAUGCUCUUUGCAACUGGCAAGCUGUGCUGUUACUCUUUGUUAAUGAGUUAGUGUUGCCGUGAGUUUGACUGUCUAUUUACAGUACCAUUCGGAUGAUGAGAAAAUACUAAGCCAUGUGCUAAUCUCUUACUGUUCUCUGGAGGGCUGAUGGAACUUGCAGCGGCAUUUGCAGUGCAGUUUAUCCUUUCUGAUUCUUACAUGAGUUGUAACUCGUUGUCCCUGACAAUAAAUAGAGAGAUAAACUGUGUGAGUUAAACUAUAUAUAAAACCUGGCUAAGGAAAUGCCUAAAAUGAGAUACUGUAAGCUCAGUGUCAGUCAUGAAAGUCACUAGUUGCAGAUGUGUCUCGUCAGACGCACACAAAAAAUGCCUUUCAUGGCUGGCACUCAACAUUGUCACAUGCAUGAAAGCAGUGUAACACUGAAGCCUACUUCAGUUGUAUGGGGCAAAUCCAGAAAUCGUUUUGACUGUUAACUAAAAUUCCACCAUAUGUUUGGCUUGAAAACACUCUUAGAGCAGAGAAUGCACACACUGCGUGUUUCAAAGUGACAAAACUUGCUGGAGGUGUCAAAGAAAGUGAAGAUUUACAUUUCUUCCUUCCUCUACUCUCCCACUGUCCUGCUGACUUGUUAAAAAAACGGAUAGAACCGAUAGAAAGUUUUCUAAAGGAACGUUUGUAUCGCUGACUCCUAUCUAGAUUUAUGUUUGUUAUUUCAGUCUUCAGCGGAGCUUUUUUUAAGAUUUUUUUUAUUCCAAGCACAAUGGUUAAACACAGUACAAGUAUAUUGUAACAUUUUGUAAAAUGUAAUUUAAGCGAAGAGGCAAGCAGUUACUAAUAUUAUAUUGGCGUACUCUCAGGUUUUGACUAUAUGCCAAGGAUUCUUGCAGGCUUAGUACCUACAAUAUCGAAUGCGUUUAAAUACAGGUUGUUGGAAAUGAGGUUUGAGGUGCAAGUAAUAAAUUGCCCUUCAUUCAUCUGAUAAGGAAAACCCAAAUGCCUAGUCCAAAGUCUGCAGUACUGUGUUUGAAUGUAAGAUUUCUUCUGAUGCCAUUCUGCUGAAUGGUAUAUCUGAGGCAGCUUUUAUUGUUGGGUUUAAUCACACAAAAUGAAUUCCUCCACAGACUUUUAAAAGCUUCUUUAGGGAGCAACUUGAGGUUCUCUUUGAAUAUUUUGUUUGUUUGACUUCUUGACAGUGUCUCAGGAUUGCAGUGUAAUCUAAACUGUGCCCUUUAGUAUGGGACAUAGUAAAAAACACUUAAAUAGAUCAUUGUACAGAGUUGCUGUUUUUCACACCGUUUUAUAGUGAGUUUAACUUUUUUUAAAGAAAUGAGAGAAAAAGUUUUUGAUUCUGCAGUAGUUUCAGUGCAAGUGUACUUAAAUACUUGCCGUGUCUCCUCUUGCUGCAGCUUAAGUAUUAGAGCAGGGGGAUUUGCUGGGAAAAGGGACUGUAAGUCUGCAUAGUACUGUCAGUGCUCAUCAUUCAAGAAAUAAAAAGAAAUCAUAGGAAGAAACAAUUACUAUUAAAAGUAGUAGAAAUAUGUGCUAAUAAAACCUGGAAUUCUGCUGGAGAAAUCGAUAGUGUCCCUUCUCUCCUGCCACAUGGUUUUGUUACCAGCUGUCCCUUGUGUCUCCUACCUGCCUGCCUGGGCUGUGUGUGCAAACUGGCCAGCUGGCUGAAUUUGGUUUUGGGUGUUUUGUGUUGUUUAAGAGAAUAAGGGAAUUAAGCAUGACUUGGUGAAAAGCGGUCCUUAUAAUUUGGCUGCUUCUGUAACCAGACACCAACUUCCGCAAAAAAAAGAAGGGGAUUCAGCACCUAGUCUCCACUUUGUAAAAUUGGUUGGAGUUGACAGACAGACCCAGAGGUUAAUAUCUAAUGGAAAAUUAAUGAACCGGCUGUGUGAUUGUAAAGCGUAGGUCUUUUUUUUUUCCUAGAAUUUGAGAACGCUUGCACAUCAUCUUCCCCAUUAGGUAUUUUUAAUCCUGAUGCUUUCUUAACAUGGAAAGCUUAGUUUAAGAAAUCUAAGCCCUAUCUCCAUCUGUAUACAUGAGGAAUGUGCCACCGGGAAUGUUUGGUUACGGGGCUCUAGCUCCUCUGCACAGCCCCAAAGGAGCUUGAAAACACAAGGACAGGAGUGGGAGCCCCGUGGGGCUGCUUGUAAGCCCAUUCCUGGAGCUAGCCCGUCACAGGCCCAUCUCUGCUAGCCCAGAGGAGCACAGGCACAGGUGGGAACCCCCCUGAGAAAGGGAGAAAAGGAGCACGUUGUUCAAGCCCCUGCCAGGGCAGUCCCAGCCCAGCCUCUGCCCAGUGUCCUGUUGUGCUAAGGGAGAUGCUGCCUGCUGUCGGGACAGAUGGGCUGCAGGGAACGCCAGGUUGGGAUCCCGCAGGAUGGUUAGGGGUGAAACCAAAAGUGAGGGAAAAGAGGAGUUAAGGGAUUUGGGGACGAACAGGUGUGGAAAUAGAGAGGGGUAAAGGAAUAAAAAGGGCCGGUCGCGUUGCGUGUAGGCAGUUGGCUCGUCAGUGCACUUGCCUGGCCAUGUCCUGCACCUGGUCAGUGCUGUCUGUCCUGCUCCUUAUCAAAUUCCUUCCUGGUUGUGUCCUGGGUGAGGUCUCUCUGCCUGAUACGAGCACAGCCACAAGGCAGAGGGUCCCUUUGUCCGUGGGGCAUUGACUGGAGCAAGUGCAGCUGUGCGGGUGUCUGAUGGCCGGUGAAGCUCAACCUGGAUGAGCCGGUGAAGUGGCCUGGGAGCAAAGGCGGGGGUGUCCAUGGAUCCCUAAGGGCAGCACUGGGUGUGAGAGUGCCUGUGUCUACAGGGACAGCACCAUGGUGGGGUCAGCUGUGGGACCAGAGGAGUCUUGGCUGGCUCUGUGGACUUGUGACAGUCCGUACCAGCAACUGGAGCCAGGUUGUUGCCUGCCUGCAGGCUAGGGGUGGGGAGACUGGGGACCAGCAGGCAGCUACUGGGAGGGCCAACUGCCGGAGGGGGUCUACCUCGUAUGCCUGUAUGGAUGUUCGCACUGGUGGACUUCCACCCUGCCCAGGCAGAGAGGGAAGCUGAACGAGGCCUCUGGUUCUGCCCAUGUGUGAGUGCUGAGUGUCUCUUGUAGUGUGUACAUGUGCUCUGUGCAUUUGUGCCUGCUGGGGAUGUGUCUUCUCCUGCUCUCCUGCUGUCUUCUCCUGCUGGGACCUGGGGAUAUUUAGCAGCAGCAGCAGCCUCGCCUCUCAUGGGCUGUUUGAUUUGCUGUGAUAUGAUUUCCACUAGCGGUUUCAGUAUCUAUUGAGCAUGCUUUUUAUCAAAGUUUAAUUACCUUUUUAAGGAUGUAAUCCAAAUGCUAGGGAGAAAACGCUGCUUUACUUGUUUUCUAGCCAAUUAAUGUUACAUUAAAAAAAAUCUGUCGUUCCUUUGUCAAACUCUACUGAAAUUACCAAAGCAAACUGUCAAAUAGAAAGCCAGAGAGGUAAACCUCGUGUAUGUAAAACCAUGCCUCCGGUGACUUGUGGUUUAGUGCCUUCCCAGGUAGAGGUGGUGUCUGAAUAUUUAAUAGCUCUCAAUUAAUUUUUCUUCAGUGACUCUUAUGUAUUCACGUGUACUUGCCCAUGGCGAAGAGUUUUGUCGCUUUACUGUGUUACGUGGAGGAGUGUUUCUUUGGUUCUGACCUUGCUGGUUUCAUUUCUUAAGCCUUAGUCCAAGAAGAGGCAGAACAGUUGUUUUCCAGUCAGUAUUUCGUAGAUGGUUUUUCAUUGCUUGCCCUUAAAAUUUUCCUGGCUCAUGACUAGUUGUAUUUGUAGGAAAACUACUUGCCACUAAACAAUUUGGUAUAGUUUCUUUUCGUUUGUGGUAAUUUGAUUAUAAAACUAAGCUGUUCCCUCUCCCGCUGCUCUCCAAAAGGCUGCUGGGACUCGGUGUCUGCCGUUUGUACCACUGAUGCCUCCCCUGAGUCGCACUGACUGGGUCUGAUUCAGCAGAAGGUUUCAUCUAACAUUCCCUGGGUCCCCAGGAUGUGAACUGGAGCUGGUUGUGAGCCUCACGAAAGCUGCACGCUGGCCGCUGAAACCACUCACUGCUCAGCUGGGAGCAUCUCUUGUCUUUCAUCUGAAUGGGCUUUCACACAGCCGUGAGAUGGGAUGUCACCCAUCGUGUGCUGGAGGUGUUGGGUUGUUUGAAAGGGGACUGAUGGGGAUGUGCAGCCCACAGGUGGUUCAGCGGAGUCUUUAUGGCCAGCUCUUGCUGAAAGACGGGCUAUCACUGAAGCAGGAGGGAAAGACAGACUGAAUCUGCAUCUCCAGAAAUACGCCACCCCUUUAUUUUGAUACUGACUUAGGUGCGUUGCGUGUAUUUAGUAACCUGAAGCAGCUGAUAUCUCACCGAAUGUGGUCUGUGGAUAUAAUGUAGUAUAUACCGCUCAGCCUAGUUUUAUAACUUUUAAUUGAUCUUGUGCAAGAUCUCAGCUCCACUCUGCGGUCCGUUUGUUGAUUCUGGUUCAAGGACUUCAGCCUUUAUAGUGUAGUAAAAGUUAAAUACCAAGCCAAAUUAAUGUUAUUUGAAGCAAAAGUGGGGUUUGUCUUGUUUCAGGUGCAUGAAGGAUGCACUCGCUUUUGGUGACUGUAAGCCAGUACUCUUUGAGUUCUAAAGUCCCUAUUCAUUGCUCAAAAGAAUGAGUUUUGGCUGUUUUCUCGGGUUCGGGUACACGUUGCUGCCUGGGCAAGAAGACAUCGGACCAUCCCUGUAACCUAGCUUCCUUUCUGGAGUCUGGCUCAAUCUUCUUGCUGAUGUGAGAUCCUGUCCUCAUGUUCAGCAUUUUCCACCUCCAGUCUUCUCUGGGCAUUGGUUCAAAGGCUUUAUUACAAAGCAUUUUGUAAUACCUUUGUAUUACCACCUCCUGGGAUUGGCUCGAUAGGGGCAAGGCAUGAGCGAACUCUCGAGUAUUUGCUAAUCCUUUACGGUGCAUUUCCUAGAAUGACCUAAAGCAGUGCACAGACUGGGAACUGCUGGGGUGCUCGUGAACAGCUUGCUUCUUGACAACCCUUGAAGCUGGAGUGGUCUCUGCUGGGCCCUGUGCUUUUUUCCGCAGGAUGGAGAUUUACUGACCUGCCUUUUAGCUGGUGGUGCUAAUGGUUCAUCACUGACACGUUUUGGAAAGUAGUACCACGGCGUCUGCCAGUUGUGCUCCUUAGGGAAAGGAGAUCCCUUGCCUCUCCUGGUGUGGUGGGUGCCUGGCAUUUUCUGGCGAGUCUGCCAGCGGGCUGUAGCAUUGUAUGCUGUGCAGAUCUGCUCUACGCGUAGUCGUGCAAGUGUGAAAAGGUUCUUUGGAGCUGUUGAUAUUGACUUGAGAAUGAAGUGAAAAGAAAGUUGACCAGCAUCCAGGCCCCACAAGAGCGCACUGAUGCUAUAGUGAUGGUACUGUGAAUGGAGCAAGAGUUUCUUGUUGCUCUGGCAACUGUUGCCCCUACCCCCCAUCUCCUCCUCCUCCUGUCUCCACAUUCCCCCUAGGUGCUGCGGUUUAGUCCCUUUCCUGUGAAGCCAAGGACAAAGUGUUAUCACUCACAUAACACCUGGCCCAUCUCAGAGGAUCAUGGAUUUUCCAGGACAUUUUGAGCAAAUCUUUCAGCAGCUCAACUACCAGAGGCUUCAUGGCCAGCUUUGCGACUGUGUCAUUGUGGUGGGCAACAGGCAUUUCAAAGCCCAUCGCUCUGUUUUGGCAGCAUGUAGCACGCAUUUCCGAGCUCUGUUUACUGUAGCAGAGGGAGAUCAGACUAUGAACAUGAUUCAGCUGGACAGCGAAGUGGUGACAGCAGAAGCUUUUGCUGCUCUGAUAGACAUGAUGUAUACUUCCACACUAAUGCUUGGGGAGAGCAACGUUAUGGACGUCUUGCUGGCUGCUUCUCACUUACAUUUGAACUCUGUUGUGAAAGCAUGCAAACACUACCUUACUACCAGGACGCUGCCAAUGUCUCCACCGAGUGAUCGAGUUCAAGAGCAAAAUGCACGCAUGCAGAGGUCUUUCAUGCUCCAGCAGCUUGGACUGAGCAUUGUGAGCUCUGCUUUAAAUUCCACUCAGAGUGCAGAGGAGCAGCCAAAUACUAUGAGCUCCUCGAUGAGAAGUAACAUUGAGCAGCGCACUACUUUUCCUAUCCGUCGUCUCCACAAACGUAAACAGUCUUCUGAAGAUCGGGCCAGACAGCGCAUCAGGCCUGCCAUGGACGAGUCUGUUUCUGACGUGACUGCAGAGAGUGGGCAGUCAGUAGUUCAUUCACGGGAAGAUUUCUUCUCACCAGAUUCACUGAAGAUUGUGGACAACUCUAAGGCCGAUGCUGUUGCUGAUAACCAGGAGGAUAAUACUAUUAUGUUUGAUCAGUCUUUCAGUGCUCAGGAAGAUGCUCAAGUGCCCAGCCAGUCUGACAACAGCGGAGGCAACAUUGCACAGAUGUCCAUGGCAUCCCAGGCAACACAGGUAGAAACCAGCUUUGACCAGGAGGCUGCUUCUGAGAAGAACAACUUCCCAUGUGAGAACCCAGAGGUCAGUCUGAAUGAAAAAGAGCACAUGAGGGUGGUGGUGAAGUCUGAACCUUUGAGUUCCCCAGAGCCUCAAGACGAGGUGAGCGAUGUCACUUCCCAAGCAGAGGGCAGCGAGUCUGUUGAAGUGGAGGGAGGAGUAGUGAGUGCAGAGAAGAUAGAACUGAGUCCCGAGAGCAGUGAUCGUAGCUUUUCUGACCCGCAAUCCAGUACUGAUAGGGUGGGAGACAUCCAUAUUAUGGAGGUGUCAAAUAACCUGGAACACAAGUCUACUUUCAGUAUCUCUAAUUUUCUAAAUAAAAGCAGAGGUGGUGGCUUCAGCGCUAGUCAAAACAGUGAUGAUAACAUUCCAAAUACCACCAGUGACUGCAGAAUGGACAGUGAUGCCUCUUAUCUGAUGAGUCCAGAGUCGGGGCCCGCUGGCGGCCAUUCAUCUGCCACGGUCUCCCAUGUUGAGAACCCAUUUAGUGAACCUGCAGACUCUCAUUUUGUUAGACCAAUGCAGGAUGUGAUGGGGCUCCCCUGUGUACAAACAUCUGGGUACCGAGCAGCAGAACAGUUCGGCAUGGAUUUUCCGCGGUCAGGCUUGGGCUUGCACUCCUUGUCAAGGGCAAUGAUGGGCUCAGUCAGAGGUGGAGCUAGCAGCUUUCCUGGGUACCGCCGCAUAGCCCCCAAAAUGCCUGUGGUCACUUCAGUCAGGAGCUCCCAGCUGCAAGAUAACUCAUCCAGUUCCCAGCUGAUUAUGAAUGGGACCACUUCUUUUGAAAACGGGCAUCCAUCACAACCUGGUCCGCCACAGCUGACAAGGGCGUCCGCAGAUGUCCUUUCAAAAUGCAAGAAGGCCUUAUCUGAGCAUAAUGUCUUGGUUGUAGAAGGUGCACGCAAGUAUGCGUGCAAGAUCUGCUGCAAGACGUUUUUGACCUUGACGGACUGCAAGAAACACAUCCGUGUGCACACGGGAGAGAAGCCUUACGCCUGCCUGAAGUGUGGCAAGCGGUUCAGCCAGUCCAGCCACCUCUACAAACACUCCAAGACAACCUGCCUGAGGUGGCAGAGCAGCAACCUGCCUAGCACUUUGCUUUAAUCUUCUCCACCGCAGGCCCAAAGGAAAAUGCCAGUCUAGCUCCCUGAAGCACCACAGGAGUGUGAACACUAUUUUCUUCGAGGCUGCAGGCUCGGAGGCUGCUCUUGUCGGUCGGUGAACGCUUCCCGUGUGAUUGUGCCACACACACAGAAGUCUUGGGUCUGUCAGUUGGGGAUAUUACUUUACCUACCUCACAGGGGUGUUGUGAGGCUUAAGCAGCUGUAAGCAAAGAACCUGGAGAUCUUCAGAAGUCGCACUGUAGGUGGGUGAAGUGUUGGCUACAACGUACGUUCAGGCCUUGGGCUGCCAGGGAUACAAUCCCUAAAGCUAAGCAGUUCCUUUGCAGGGCAGAGGGGUGAGAACGUAGUAGUUAUCUCAUGAAGUAGCACGUUUUCAACAACGAGAAACUGAAGUGCAAAUUUCCUCUUUUUUUUUUUUUUCUCCCCCCCCCCCCUAAAGUAUUUUGUAAAAGUGAAAGCAUUUUAAAAAAUGACCUGUAAAACAAGUUGCUGCAUUAUGUACGGACAGUAGUGGCAGAGCUGUUAACUGGAACUAACGCAGAGUGCAUAUCUUUAAAAGAGAAGAACAACUUUGGAUGCACCCGUCUUGACAUAAUGCUUUAAAAUAUGCUAAUUAUAAAAAUAGUUCUAGGGUUAUGAAUGUAUGUUAGGCUGUUUUGUAGUAAAGGACACUGUGUAAGGAAGGUGCUUAAAUUAAAUCCCAGACAAGUAACUUUUGGACUGCCAAAUGUAUAUAGAUACUUCGAAUACAGCAAGAUCUGGAUGUUUGAUUUUUUUUUUUUUUUUUUCUGUAGAAACUUGUAUUAAGUGGUAAGUGAAGUACUGUUUCUUGUUUGUGCUAUUCUUAGCAGUAUUUUAACCGAUUUGUAUCUCCUAUGUUAAAAUUAUCUAUCCACAGAAGUCUGAAAAAGAGCUUGUCUUUGUCUGCUUUGUUAUUUUGAAGGAGAGAGAGAAUUUGUGAUGGCUUUUUUUACUGUGUAAGAUAGUCUCUUGCUGUUUCCAGAUGCUGAUAGUCAAUCUGAUCCCCGAUAUUGCAUAAGUAUAUUGUCCUUUUCGGACACGCUUACCUUCUGGCUUUAAUUUCCUCCUCUGUACACUUACUUAAUUUCCUUCACAACUAUAGAUUGUUCCUCGUAUCAAACCAGUCAGGAAUGAUCCUCAUUUGCCAUAUUUAUUUAUGCCGCUAUAAAAUGUAGUUGUUAAACACACUCUUUCCACUUAGUGUCACAAAUGUACUUUUUCACAUAAAUUAAAAAAAAAAGCGCAUAAAUUUAAUUUUAAAAAAUAGCACUUUGUAUGGCAAAAAAUCAGUGAUUGUUAUUCUUGAAGUGAAUUGUGUAAACCUUAUUUUAAUUUCCUCUUCUUUGAUACCAUUGUAACUAGUACUGUCUGCAGUCUUUUUUUAAGAUGCAAAUGAAUUAACUACUGGUGUUCAGCAUGUUGGGUUUCUGAAUAAAAUUUUGGAGCACUUGUGCUGAUAAAUGUUGCUGUACCAUAUAGGAGUUGGGUCAAGGCUGCAGCAUGUCUGCUGCUUAGGAGAGACAGAGGAUUUGCAUUUCCUGGUAUCUUAAGUCACAGAACAACAGCUUUCCGUUAAUACAAAAAAAAAAAAAAAAUUGCAAACCUUCCCCUCUUUUAUUUUAUUCUGUAUAGCAAAUGCAUUUUGUGUGAUGACAUUCAGCAGUUUUAUGGAGUUUGUGCUACCUAAUAGUUUGCCUUCUUAAACGUCUUGGAUUUAUAUUUGGAUAAACUGAAAAUAAAAUCCUUAUCCAUAGUUCUGUAGGUCAUUUAGCGGGAUGAACUAUCAAAACUGUGGAAGCAUAGAAACCAAACAGUCAUUGUCAGACCAAAGGAAAUACGGAAAUUUUUCUGUACUUGGCUUUAUGUGAAACAGUAAUCCACUAAUGAAGAAAUGUGUCUUCAUCUCUAAUUACAGUGCUUCACAUGAAAAAAAAAAAAAAAAGCCAAAUGUCUGUCAAUGUGUUACUUGCGCCUCGAGCGUACAAAGUAAACAGGAACAUGGAAACAUAGUGAAUGGAUUAAUUCCUUUAAAAUGUUAAGAUUUUGUUACAGGAUUUAUUUAAUGGUCAUAUUUCUAGCUCUUGAUUUUAUAGGCAUUAAGGAAAUGUGCUGCAUUUUUUUAAAGCAUUAGGAUAUGCCACAAUUUGUUUUAUAAUGAUUUUGAUAUCAGGGGACUAACAGCAUUGAGCUAUACUAAACAAUCUCACUGAAAUGUCAAUAAAAUGCAGUAUUUUGUACUUUAA
Molecule: messenger RNA, 13768 nt
Organism: Falco peregrinus (peregrine falcon)
Lineage: Eukaryota; Metazoa; Chordata; Aves; Falconiformes; Falconidae
Gene: ZBTB5
Product: zinc finger and BTB domain containing 5
Exons: 2
Coding region: 9460-11484 (674 amino acids)
Biological process (GO): regulation of transcription by RNA polymerase II
Cellular component (GO): nucleus
Molecular function (GO): RNA polymerase II cis-regulatory region sequence-specific DNA binding; DNA-binding transcription factor activity, RNA polymerase II-specific; protein binding
Source: RefSeq, a predicted model, not a curated record